Messenger RNA from Ruditapes philippinarum (Manila clam), 4826 nucleotides. RefSeq names its product disintegrin and metalloproteinase domain-containing protein 10-like. Gene Ontology annotation, cellular component: plasma membrane. Lineage: Eukaryota; Metazoa; Mollusca; Bivalvia; Venerida; Veneridae. Gene Ontology annotation, biological process: membrane protein ectodomain proteolysis; Notch signaling pathway. The transcript is spliced from 18 exons. Gene Ontology annotation, molecular function: metalloendopeptidase activity. The coding region runs from base 382 to 2922 and encodes 846 amino acids. The record is from RefSeq and is a predicted model, not a curated record.
AACGCACAAACCAACCAAGCGAGCGUUAAAGGGGAACGGGGUAUCUCUAAUUGCACCUGUGCGACACAAGUUAAACAGCAAACAACGCUUAAACAAGAUAAUUGUUAGUGGGGCACUGUUUGAUUUUUUCGUUGAUAAAACGAGUUUAAAUACAUCAUAGGAAUAUUGAUGGUUGAUGGAUAAAACCGUGCCGACUAAAUCAAUAGCUUGUUAAAAGUGUAUGUUGCAUUAUGAACUAUUUUAGAAUUAAAUUGUAAAAUAUGCACUGUAAAAGUUUUGUAUUAUUCAGUGAUAAAGCGCACUAAAUAGAUAAAGGAAUAUAGAUGGAUAUUUCACUUUGUCAACUAAAUUGAGAAAGUUGUAUGCAUUAUAUGGUGCAAUAUGGACAAUUAUUUUAGACUUUUCACCUGGACAGUUUUACAGAUGGUAUGCGGUUUUUCAGUGUCAGCGGAUAAUGAAUUGCUUGAUAAACGACUGCUGUACUAUGAACCGUUACAUUAUGAUAUAGACGACCUUCACCUUAGACAUUCUCAAGUCGGCAAAUCGGGAGACUUACUUCGUGUUAACUUUUAUGCUUUCAAUAGAAAUUUCUCCCUUGAAUUGAGAAGGAAGGGUCAAUCAAAUUCCAACAUCAUUCUUCAUCAUAAAAAGGAAAUCACCACACCAGAUCUUUCAUUUGUUUACACGGGAAAAGAUACAGAUCAUUCCGGAAGUGAAGCAAGUUUGGCUGUGAUCAAUGGAACAUUGCAGGGAAAAAUAAUUCUUCCUGGUGAAACAAUUUAUCAUGUAGUUCCAAGUUCGUGGUUGUUUAAAUCAGUGCCAUACUUUCAUACUGUGAUAUAUUCAGAAAAAGAUUAUAUAUGGAAUCAUACUUACCAUUCGGAUACAUCAAUUCCUUUUGGAGGUUCAAGUCAGAGUCAGGACAUGUAUAAAAAGCCAAGAGGCCGGCGGAAAAGAGAUUUAAUUCCACCAUCACAAGGACAAGACCAUCAUGUAUGUACAGUCAAGCUGACAACUGACAAAACUGUCUGGAAAUAUUUCAUGAGUUUAGAUCAGAGCGAGGACCGCAGUCGUUACGACAUAUUGUACAUGUUGGAAAAUCACGUGACGGAAGCAAAUAAAAUCUUCAAAAAUACAGAAUUUACCUUAAAUCAAGGUAAAAAGACGGAAGAAAAUUUGAAAGGAAUACAAUUCGAGAUAAGGAAAAUAAAGAUUAUGACAGAUAUCGAUUGUGAAGACGAGGGUAAAUCGGUGCUAUGCAAUGAAGAUCUUGACGGUCAAUCACUACUUUACCAAUUUUCUGACGAAGAACACGACAUUUUCUAUUAUGACAAUGUUCCUGAAGCUGAUAAUAUUGGUGGAGAUGACUAUACAUACAGCUAUGCUUAUCCUGAAGAAGAAAUCGAAUAUUGUUUGUCAUUUCUCAUCACUGCAAGAGUUUUGUAUGUCAACAAAGAAAGUCCACUUCUCGGCUUGGCUUUCUCGGCGCUCGAUGAUGGAGGGAUUUGUUCGAGUCAAAACAAUGGAUUCAUCACAUUAUUUCAAGAAAGAACACAAGCUUUGCCGGCACUUGUUACACAGUUAGUGUUUACACAUGAGGUUGCGCAUGGAUUCGGCGCAUUACACGACGAUAUGAAGCAAUGUUCGGAAUACAACUUAAAAGAAGAGCCAGCAGACGGAUAUUAUCUGAUGCAUAAAAUUGCUCAACGUGGAGACAAACCCAAUCAUUAUAAACUAUCACAAUGUAGUCUCAAGUACAUCUCCGAAACACUUUCCCGUAAAAAAUCUCGCAUAUGCUUUACAGAUAGUGAGUUACCAUAUUGUGGUAAUGGUAUAGUUGAUGACGGGGAGGAGUGUGACUGCGGUAACGAUUGUGAAACUGAUUUAGAUAAUUGUUGUCAUUCCAACAAUGCAACUGGCGGUUUGAGAUGUACACUGAAAGAUGGGGCGAAAUGCAGCCCAAGCCAAGGACCAUGUUGUGACAGCAAUUUUUGUCAAUUUAUAAAUCGUACACAGAAUUUCGUAUGCCAGAACCCCAAACCAUGUGUUGACGAAUUAUUCUGCCAUGGGGAAAUAUAUGGAGCACAAUGUCCGCCACCAAACAAACAUCAACAAAGAGAGGAUGGCUUCAUCUGUAGUGGUAAUGGACGUGUUUGUGAUGCAGGCAGCUGCAAUGCAUCUAUAUGUAAAUUGAUACAAUGGAGGGAAUGUCAGAUGUCCAACAACAAUGAUAAAUUAACAAUACAAGAGAAAGAAGAUCUAUGUUAUAUUGGAUGUCGAAAAAAGAAAUCGUACGAAUGCAUCAGUUCACAUGAUAGAUCAAAAGUUAAACAGCACAUAGAGUUUAUGAAUUUAUUGUCUAACAUUUCUACUGAUAAUACAAUACUUCCUGUACAACUCCCACCUGGGACACCUUGUAACAAAAACAGGGGGUACUGUGAUGUUUUCAACAGAUGUCGGGGUGCAAACCCUGACACGCCAUUGGCGAGAUUAAGACAAUGUUUCGCAAGCGGUGAAUGUGGUGAACAUAUUUUAUAUAUUUUACGGGUAUACUGGUGGGCUGUUAUACUCUGCUCUAUCGCUGGCUUAGUUUUAUUUUGGUUAUUUGUCAAAUGCUGCGCUGUACAUACUAAAAGCAGUAAUCCGGAAGUAGAAUUACGUCACCCUCACAGAUCUGUUCGCCAAUCAGUUACAAGUGUCAGAGAUUCUGUUGUUCAUCCUCAGAAAACAUUUCGUGCUUCAGUUAGGAGUGUCCGUGGAUCUUUAAGGAGUUUUAGUGGCACGAUGAGAAAUGCUCGAGAUUCAUUUAGACGUAUGAACAGUCGACCAGUGACUAGCGAUUUUGAUUUAAAGAAAAUUGAAGAGGAAUUAGAAGUUCUUAAUAAAAAUCCGUCCACAAAUGUUGAAGAUGUGUUUCUGUAAGAUAAACAAAGUUUGUUUAUUUAAGGAUGGAUGACAUAACAAGUGUUUCCUCACAGGGUAAUUUAUGAAAUGCUUUUAAAAAGAUGUAUUGAGUUCAAAUCACGUGAUAAUAUAACAUGUAUAAUUAACUUAUACUAACAAAUAUAUAAAUAUCAUGUUGUUUCAUUUUUUAAAACAGCAGUAUUACUUGACAAUACAAUACAUCUUUCUUUAUUUGGUAGUGGUUGUGUAAAAAUAUCCUUAAUUUAUAGACUUAAAACUGAAUACGUAAUGUAGAACUAGUUAUGAACAUUCUUUUGUCAAGCAUGGGCUUACAUUGAGGAAUACAGUAUUAACUUGGACAGCAAUUUAGAAGGAGUUUUCUUGUUCCAGUGAGUGUUCAAAGAAAACCGUUAUGUUACUGUUAUAUUACACAACAUACAAUGUUUCAAUUACAAUGUAUAUGUAUGUAUGUGUUCUAGGCUUAUCGAGAGUCCAUCCUCCUUUUCAGGCACUGAGAGUUAGGAAACCCUGACGUUUCACCAUUAAUUUCCUUUAAUGUAUCUACCAAAAAGUGACCUAUAAAUAUUGAAUUCAGUAAUUCACUGAAUGAUACUAAAUAAUUAUGUAUACACAUUGAUUUUUGUCAAUUAUAUGCUACAUCUAGUUGCAGAUAUGAUAGUCAUUCCGAUGAAUGUUGAUUGAAGACAAUAUGUUUAGGUUUAGAAUAUUUUAGAUUAGUUGUAACAAGUUAUCUCGACAUUUUAUUUAAUAUUUUGGAUGUGCAAUGUCCAUUUUUGUCAUUUUGAAUUUAGGUGUUGUACUUUUUUAUUUUAAUACUUUCAUUACAGAUUUCACAACAUAAUGGUUUGCUUCAAUUAUCCAAACUAGGAAAUCCAAGAUGAAAUUCAUCAUCAUCAUCGUCAUCAUCAUCAUUAUCAUCAUUAUCAUCAUCUUCAUCAUCAUCAUCUUCAUCAUCAACACCAUUUUCAUCAUUGUUUUGUUAGUCAAUUGAAAAAAAAUGAAAUCAAAAUGGGUCAAUUGUUCGGAAGAGUCUUUCAAAACAUAGUCAUAUAUUUGUAAAUAUCAUUAUCCGUACUACUGUCCACAAAGGUCUGUAUAUACUUACUUUAUGGUUGACAACGAUUUAUAAGAUUUUUCUGAACGCUUUAAAUUGAUAUUUAUGCUAAUCAUUCAUUAUAAAUUGUCCAUGUAGAAAAAAUAUUUUUAUUUAAGAUAAACAAAAUUCAUUUUUUUACAAACAUGGUACACCUCUUACAAUGAAACUUGUGUUUUUCCAAUAAGAAUAACUCUGACUCUCAUAACAAAGUACCAAUAGAUUUUACAAAAAUUUUGUGAUACUAGAAUAACAUGGUUUUUCAAUUUAUAAAUGUGGUGAAUCAGGUAAGUCUGCACUUCUAUGCAGUCCUGUCUUUCCAGACGCUAUAAUGUUGGUAGCUCAUUUUCUGUUGAAAUCCCUUAAUGGACUCUUCAAAGUGAAACUUAAAUAAUGUUUCAUUAGUACAAUGGUAAUAUUAUCAAUAAUGAAUUUUAAAAUAAGUGUAUGUGAACAUUAUUAUUUUAGACGUUGAUGUAUUCAUUUUCGUUAUGUUUUUCCCCAAUUGUUUUUCCCCAUUUAAGUCAAUGCUUACACAUAUUUUAUUUUUUAAGGAUCUUUAUCAUUUAACAUUUAAACAUAAAGCUUUAUAUUUUUGUAAAUAACAUAAUAUCAUGUAAUAAUAUUUUCAUUAAACAUUGUUAAUAGUCUUAACUUAAUUCAUUGACUUCACAAUAUGUAAUAAUUUGAUGUUUCAUUUUAAAUUAUUACUAUGGACUUUUGUCCAUUGUGCCAGAUAACAAAAUAUUUACCGUUUUUUACAAAUGUUUUUGUAUAUUUUUUUCAAAAUAAAUAUUUUUAACAAAAA